Trichomycterus rosablanca is the source of this 837-nucleotide messenger RNA. RefSeq names its product MCTS1 re-initiation and release factor (gene mcts1). Gene Ontology annotation, biological process: formation of translation preinitiation complex. NCBI's taxonomy places the organism in Eukaryota, Metazoa, Chordata, Actinopteri, Siluriformes, Trichomycteridae. Gene Ontology annotation, molecular function: RNA binding. The transcript is spliced from 6 exons. Bases 163 to 708 code for a protein of 181 amino acids. The record is from RefSeq and is a predicted model, not a curated record.
AGCGUCGUCGGGUGUCGGUCCUUCUGCGCUCUGAGGCACAACGUGGAUAUUCCAUUAAUUUAUAUAAUAUAUCGUUUUAUGUUGUAUGUUUACGUUUUAUUUCAUUUUUGUUAACGUGGACACCAGAAAAGCAGAUAGAAGAGAGAGUUCCGACCCUCAACAAUGUUUAAAAAAUUCGAUGAAAAAGAGAAUGUCUCAAACUGCAUUCAGCUGAAGACGUCAGUAAUCAAAGGCAUUAAGAAUCAGCUCGUCGAUCAGUUCCCUGACAUCGACCCAUGGCUCAAUCAGAUCAUGCCCAAAAAGGAUCCUGUCAAAAUCGUGAGAUGUCAUGAGCACAUUGAAAUUCUGACAGUAAAUGGAGAGCUGCUUUUCUUCAGACAGAGAGAAGGACCUUUCUUCCCGACCCUCCGCCUCCUGCACAAAUAUCCGUUCAUUCUUCCACAUCAACAAGUCGAUAAAGGAGCCAUCAAAUUUGUUCUAAGUGGAGCAAAUAUCAUGUGCCCAGGAUUGACAUCACCAGGAGCUAAACUGUACCCCGCUGAUGUGGACACAGUAGUCGCUAUAAUGGCGGAGGGUAAACAGCAUGCACUGUCUGUGGGAGUCAUGAAGAUGACUGCUGAAAAUAUAGAGAAGGUUAACAAGGGGAUUGGCAUCGAAAACGUUCACUAUCUGAAUGAUGGACUGUGGCACAUGAAGACGUACAAGUAGCCAAACAUCUGUGUGUAAUGAAAUCUUUUGAAAUGCCAGUCUGCGACCAACCUGUCUACUGUACAUCAUGGACUUUACUAUGAACCACCUCUGUCUCGUCGUGCACUAAUAAAACCUGCAUUCAAGUCA